AUGUAUUCAGAAAGAAAAGUGAAAUUAACUCUUCAUUUGCCUUAAUUGGAACAAGGUGUCAAAUUUGAAUCAGAAGCCUAAACAACAACAUCACAAUCAAGUAUAUUUUUUGUAUUAAGAAAAGGAAUUCUUUCAACCAACAAAGGUCAUUAAACUGAAAAGAGAUUACACAAACACACAGGUACUUAAAUAAACAGUCCUAACCAACUCCAUCUUUAUACUCCAAAAUAAGAGAGUUUGAGAGCCAAAAGACUUAAAAACAUCCCUUAUGAGUUAUAAUAUUUCAUUCCUAAUCUCCCUAACAAAAACUUUAAAUCUAGCCAUCUAAUGAACAGAAAAUUAUUAGAAAUACCCAAAUGUACACUCUACAACAAAGAUAAAUGGCAAUUGAAUGCUCAUAAAACUAGAAUGAAUAAUGCAUUUAGUCUAGGUUAAAGUAGAAGAAUGGAAAACUAUAAUCUAAAAACAGAAUAACAGGAAGAACACAAUCAAAUUCGAAGGUAGAACAUAAACUAUGUAAAAAAAGAAAAAAUAUAAAGACUCAACAAAUAAAGAAUUGACACUCAAAAAUUAAUUGAUCAAUUUGCUUCUUAAUUUAAUUCAAGUGUGAAAAUAGAUCAUUUAGUAUGA
Messenger RNA from Paramecium tetraurelia, 630 nucleotides. RefSeq lists its product as uncharacterized. The record is from RefSeq and is a predicted model, not a curated record. NCBI's taxonomy places the organism in Eukaryota, Ciliophora, Oligohymenophorea, Peniculida, Parameciidae. The transcript has 2 exons.